AUGGCUAUUUUGCAAGCACAAUCUCAAACGUCAGCUGCGAUUUUGCAGGCGCUGCACACGCUCGCCUCCGCAGCCGCCCCCCUGACCCGCCCGGAAGCCCCCUGGCCCGGCGAACACGCCGACCAGGCACCGGCUCCGGGCCAGGCGGCCCCCACUCCUGCGGCCACGCCCUCCCUCCCGCGCAGCCCUGACCCCGCCCCCGCGGCCGCGGCCGCCGCACCGCCCGCGUUUUCCAGAGACGCCCCGGGAGCCGGCGCCGUACCCCCGCUGCCCACCCGCCUCCUGGACUCGCAGCCGGCCCCCCCGGCAGACACAAACCUGGCGUCCCCACCCCCCCACCCCCCUGCGGCGCCGCAGCCCCUGCCUCUGGCUGCAGAGCCCCUGAACCCCCCGCCACCGGCACCACUUCCUGGUUUGCCGAACCCGUCACCAUAUCCCUCCGCAUCCCUCCCUCCGCCGGAUCUACAGCCUGCCGCAGCACCCAAAGCCACAGCUACAGGAUAUCCUUCCGCAAAUGCCGGCUCUUCACAAAUGCCGCUGCCGACGAGCUCCACCCCUCCAACUCUUCUGCCUCAGCUGACAUCAGCCCCUGCCUCCCACACUAGCAGCUCCUCACCGCAACCUGACGGAGACACCAUGCAGCGAGAGG
Messenger RNA from Taeniopygia guttata (zebra finch), 649 nucleotides. Lineage: Eukaryota; Metazoa; Chordata; Aves; Passeriformes; Estrildidae. The record is from RefSeq and is a predicted model, not a curated record.